CGAACAAUAAUUAAAAUACUCAUGGCCUCUUUGCAUCGUAACAGGAGACAGUGUGUGGGGUACCGCAGGUACUCUCACGAAGUUCCAACCAUUCAGCUGUCCUGUUCAUCUGCCAGGUCCUACAGUUUUUUGAUCUGUUGAACUCUUCCGCUAUGAUUGCAUGGUUUCUCAGCACUCCACCACCGCAUGCAUGAGCGGCUGUUGGUGGAAAGGCGAGAGUAUUGUUACUGUUCUCACCGGAAGGCCUAUGAUACUAUCCAUCACCGUCUCGCCAGCGCAACAAGCCUCUUCUCAGAACAUCCCCAUAGCUUCCUCGGAUGCAGUAAUAUCUCGAUUUGCGCCAUACUGGCUGAAAUCCAGGAUAUUAAUUUCCUUCCUAACCACUUCGCUUCUUUGUAUAUCAUGCCAUAUACUGUGCCUUGCCACGUCCUGUUGGAGUACAAGUCCGCGCAUAACAGUAUCUGGCAGUCACCUCAGACUGCACUUUGAUGCACUAGCUCUUCCAGGCUACUUCAGAAUUGUUGACAAAGCGUCCCUUUCAUCUUCCACUUGUACUUGCGAGGAGGCAAAUUUAAGUGUAAACAGAAAUAAUAUGUCCGUCUGCGUAAUGCAGAAAGGUACAGUGUCCGAGUCACCGUGGGGAACACCCCAGUUCAGGUUUGGAUCUGUGCGAAUAAACAAUUCGCUGAUCCCAUGGAACGACGAAAGAAUAUGAAGUCCAAGUCCAAGCAAAAAGUCCGUUCCUUGAGCCGCGUAUAGUUAAAAGGCUUGAAUAGGCUAUGCGCGGCCUAUGACCUAGACCUGUGCCACUCGCUGUAUUGCAACCUUCGUAAUCGAUUUCUUUUAUUUUGUUCUCUUUACUGCUUCUG
This is a messenger RNA of Suillus subalutaceus, 869 nucleotides long. RefSeq lists its product as uncharacterized. The transcript has a single exon. NCBI's taxonomy places the organism in Eukaryota, Fungi, Basidiomycota, Agaricomycetes, Boletales, Suillaceae. The record is from RefSeq and is a predicted model, not a curated record. The coding region runs from base 161 to 715 and encodes 184 amino acids.